Molecule: messenger RNA, 804 nt
Organism: Capronia coronata CBS 617.96
Lineage: Eukaryota; Fungi; Ascomycota; Eurotiomycetes; Chaetothyriales; Herpotrichiellaceae
Product: 2-haloacid dehalogenase
Exons: 1
Coding region: 1-804 (267 amino acids)
Source: RefSeq, a predicted model, not a curated record
AUGUCGAUGGACCCCAUGCCCAAGGCUAUUCUGACCGACGUCUUCGGUACCGUCGUUGACUGGCGCACCACCGUCACCGACCAUCUCUCUGCCUCUGCCUCUGAAGCCCUCAAUUCCUCCACUCGCUCCAUCCCCAGCACGGUCCGGACCGCAGCCUCGGACAUUUCCUGGCCGGCCGUGGCCCAGCUGUGGCGAGAAUCCUACCACCACUUCACACGCACAUACGAUCCUUCUACGACAAGCUCCAGCAACACCUUCAGGACGGUGGACCAACAUCAUGUCGAAGCACUACACAAGCUCAUCGUAGAUCAUGGGCUCGACGGACUAUGGACUGAUGAAGAGAUCCAAAAGAUAAGUAUGAUAUGGCAUUUUCUAGACCCUUGGCCCGACUCGUCUCCCGGUCUAGCGCUGUUGCAGAGGAAAUUCCAGACCGCCACUCUCAGCAACGGAAACAAGAGUCUGCUCUCGGACCUGGCAAAACAUGGCUCACUCUCGUACACACAUAUCUUUUCCGGCGAGGACUUUGGCGCCUACAAGCCUCAUCCGAGCGUCUAUCUGGGCGCCGCGAAGAAAUUGGGCCUGGAGCCCGCCGAAUGUGCUCUCGUAGCUGCGCACUUGGGGGACCUGAAGGCCGCCCGUGGCUGUGGCUAUCAAACAAUCUAUAUUGACAGGCCCAAGGAAGAGGCCUGGUCAGCGGAAGAAGUGGCCAAAGCCAGGACGGACGGCUGGGUUGACCUCUGGAUAGAGCUGGACGAAGGUGCCGGUGGCUUUCUCGAGGUCGCUAAGAGAUUCGGACUGCAGUGA